UACCACCUACAAAAUAUAAAAUAUGUAUUUACUUAAAUCAGUUUCUCUUUGGAAAAUUGUCUAUGGUUUCCGAUCGCGGCAGCGCUGGGAGGAAGCAAAAACGAUCCUGGCUUCUCAAGGAUAAACGUUUUGGUUGAUUUGCUACAGUACACUAGUACUGUAACGACUUGGCGCGAAUAAGGACUGCUGGAGGAGACGAAAAUGAUGCAUCAGCAAUCCAUGAUGGUUGGAGAUAUGAUUCCCGUACACUCUGAACUACCCGUGCAUAACAAUGAAAACAUGAACAAUGUAGCUUACGAGAACAGCAGUUCUCCAGCUUAUGACGAUCUUUUUCCGGCUUUGCCUCACUCACAACCCCCUGUCCAACGUAGCAUUCAACAGGUUACUAACAAACUUCGUGUUGGAUCUACACUCCAUACCCAGGUAUUCCAUGUACCCUAUGAAGAGAGGAAACUGGAUAAUGCCAAUACUUUUGGUGAAGGCGAGUCAUUAAGGACAUGCCAGUCAAUCACCAAGGACACUGGGGCUCACAUUGAGAUAUCUACCAGCAAGGAUGGAAGUCUUACUUUUCUCAUUACAGGAAAACAUAGUGCUGUGCUUGAUGCAAGGCGUCUCAUUUUGACGCACUUUCAACAACAGGCAAGCAAGCAAAUCAACAUUCCUAAAGAACAUUACCGCUGGAUUUUGGGCAAGCAAGGACAAAAGCUGAAGGAGUUGGAGAAAUUGACCGCAACCAAGAUUAAUGUACCCAGUAUUUCAGACAACAGCGAAAUUAUUACUAUUACUGGUACUAAGGAAGGUAUUGAGAAGGCAGAACAUGAGAUUCGAGUGUGCUCUGAGGAACAGUCACGUAAGGCGUUGGAGCGCAUCACCGUGCCCAAGAUAUACCAUCCCUUCAUCCAAGGGCCAUUUGGUGAGCGCUCAGCGGCACUCAGUGCUGAGACCGGCGCUCGCAUUCACAUUCCGCCUGCCUCUACUCAAAGCGAUGAGAUUGUUGUAGCUGGAGAGAAGACUGGUGUACUUGCUGCUAAAGCUCAGAUCGAACAGAUUUAUGAGGAAAUGCAGAAGAAAUGUUCGACUGUACGCGUAGAAGUGCCUAAAUCCCAGCAUAAAUAUGUUAUUGGUGCUCGUGGGACGACGAUUCAAGAAAUUUUGAAGGAGACCGGUGUGUCCGUUGAAAUGCCACCUCCAGAUUCUCCCACAGGAACAAUCACACUUCACGGCCCUCACAAUAAGAUUGGAUUGGCUCUGUCCAAAGUAUGCGAAAAGGCGAAUUCCGUUAAAACAGCAACAGUUGAUGCACCAACAUGGAUACAUAAGUACAUUAUUGGUAAAAAUGGAUCGAACAUUAAGAAAAUCACUCAGGACUUCUCUAAGGUACAUGUUGACAUCACACACUCGGAAGACAAAGUUAAAAUUGAUGGUCCCCCAGAAGAAGUUGAACGAGCUCAAGUGGAAUUAGAUGCGUUUGUCAAGAAUUUACUAGCGACACUUACUUAUGUUGAACUCACUGUUGACCCUAAGUUCUUCAAACACAUCAUCGGAAAAAGCGGAGCAAACAUUAACAGACUGAAAGAUGAGACUGGUGUAGUUAUUAAUAUUAUUGAGAACGAAGGUACCAAUGUGAUUCGCAUUGAGGGCAGUCACCAUGGGGUGGCCGAAGCCGAGAGGGAGUUAAGAGAUAUGGUUAAUAAGCUGGAAAAUGAAAGGACCAAGGAAGUUUAUGUCGACCAUAGGUAUAUCAAAUCGCUGAUUGGUGUAAGAGGCGACAAGAUUAAGGAAAUUCGUGAGAAAUUUGAACGCGUCCUAAUAUCUCUACCAGACCAGGGACAAAAGAGGAGUCCGAUCAAACUUAGAGGACCUCAGGAAGACAUUGAAAAGUGUGAGAAAUACUUGCAUAAGCUUAUGAAAGAGAUUGCCGAGUCGUCUUACGUACAAGAAGUGCCUAUAUUCAAACAGUUCCACAAAUUUAUCAUCGGAAAGGGUGGGGCAAAUCUGAGAAAAAUCCGGGAUGAAACUCAAACUGCUAUCGACUUGCCGGCGGAAGGUGAUGACAGCGAUGUUAUAACGGUGCGGGGUAAAAGGGAAAAUGUUGAGGAAGCCGUAAAAAGAAUUCAACAGAUUCAUAAUGAGAAAGCAAAUAUUGUGACCGAAGAAGUGACCAUUCCACCCAAGUACUAUAACUCGCUUAUCGGUGCAGGAGGAAAACUAAUUCAUUCAAUUAUGGAAGAAUGUGGCGGUGUUCUCAUCAAGUUCCCACCGGCUGAGAGUGAUAGUGACAAGGUUAUAAUCAAAGGCCCAGUCGAAGACGUGGAGAAAGCGAAGCAACAAUUACUUGCGCACGCGUCGGAACGCGAGCUGACGUCACACACGGCCACCGUGCGGGCUAAGUCCGAACAUCACAAGUUCCUGAUUGGCAAGAGCGGGGCAAAUAUUAAGAAAAUCCGCGAACUUACCGGCGCUCGCAUCAUAUUCCCCACUGAAAAGGAUGAGGAUAAGGAGGCCAUUUUCAUUAUUGGUCGCGAAGAUCAAGUGGAGGCUGCCCGAAAACAGCUAGAAACCGCAGUAGCGGAGAUCAGCAACGUAUCAGAGGGAGAAAUGUCAGUGGACCCUCGUCAUCACAGGCACUUUGUGGCAAGGCGUGGUGAAGUCCUCAGGCGUAUUGCUGAUGAGUGCGGUGGCGUUCAAAUUUCAUUCCCGCGACAGGGCGUGGCAAGUGACCGCGUUGUUCUUAAGGGGCCUAAGGAAUGCAUCGAAGCUGCUAAAAUACGGAUCAACGAAAUAAUCGAAGAUUUAGAAGCUAAGAUAACAAUCGAAUGCGUCAUUCCACAAAAGCAUCACAGAACAGUGAUGGGUGCUCGCGGUGCUAAAGUCAAGGACAUCACUGCAGAGUUCGAUGUUCAGAUAAAGUUCCCUGAGAGAGAUACGACAGAAGGAGCAGACAUUCCAGUGCGAGGUGAAGAGGGAUCGGAACCGGGACCAAAUGACACUAUCAGGAUAACCGGACGACCCAAGAAUUGUGAGGAUGCUAAGAAAGCUCUUCUCGACCAGGUUCCUAUAACUAUUGACGUCGAAGUGCCAAAUGACCUGCAUAGACUACUUGCUGGUCAGAAACGAAGAGACUUGAUGCAGACAUAUGAUGUCCACAUCCUCAUGCCGCCUAAUGAUGAGAUCACCGAUAUCGUUAAGGUGACUGGAACACCAACUAAUGUUGAAAAAGCCAAACAAGCUCUCACGGAGAAAAUAACUGAUAUGGAGAAAGAAAAGGAAGAUAGACUGCUCAGAUCAUUUGAGCUGAAAUUCCAAGUAGACCCUGAAUACCAUCCCCUAGUGAUAGGAAAGGGUGGUUCAGUGAUAACAAAGAUUCGCACUGACUAUGGAGUACAAAUUAACUUGCCUAAGCGUGGAGAGCCGGAUGACAACAUUAUUACCAUUCAAGGGUAUGAAGACAAAGCACACCAAGCUAAGGAAGCCAUCAUGGCUAUUGUUCAUCAACUUGAUAACCAACACAGGGAGGAGGUUGACAUCGAUCCACGAGUCCACAGACGCCUUAUAGGUCUCCGAGGCAAGAACAUCCGUCGCAUCAUGGAUGACUUCAAGGUUGACAUCCGUUUCCCGAAGCAGGGCGAUGAUAGCAUCGUCGUCAUAACUGGGGAUGAAGAUAAUGUCCUUGAUGCUAAGGAUCAUCUCCUUAACCUUGCUGAAGAAUAUCUGCAAGACGUCGCAGACCGAUACCAGAGACCCGCUGCUCCGUCUUUAGCUGACUUCGGUGAAGUGCUCGAGAACGCAUCUACUGCAAACGUGAAUACCAACAACCCUCCCUCUACCGGUUUCGUAGUUAAGGGUGGGCCUUGGGAACAACGCGCGCCCGAUACGGCCUCUACACACGAAUUCCCGACAAUGCCCGGUGGGCCCAAGGCCACUGCCACGCCUUCGAGCGCCCCACCCGCCUGGGGACCACGCCGCUAAUUACAUUUAUUGCCAUCCACACAUUAAGCCCAACCGACCUUUCUUUUAGAAUUUGACUAUUCAAUACAUUUUGAUGUCUUAACUUUGAGUCUUGAGGACUGUCUUUAUUUUUAGGGAAAAAUAGGACAGGUUUUCGAAGAUUUAAGUUCAAAAAUAGUACAUACAUACAUCAUCUACAAGGUGAUUCUACUAUCUAUCUAUCUAUCUCUAUCUACUUCUCUGGAGAAUUAAAUUAAUUUAAUAAAUAAACAGGUCCCUCGAAUGCGACUUCUGGUUUUACAAAUAUCAGAUUGGACUAAUAAAAAGGUGGAUCAUAUAAAAAUGGGUUAUUGUACUGGAUGGCACUGUCUAUAUCACUUGACCAUUUAAUAUUCUAUCAGAUUACUGCGAUCUUCUUAAGUCUCAACUAUGCUUGAUUUAUAGUAUAAAAUUAAAAUCAUAAUGAGAAUGAAGAAACAUACAGUUUUUGUUAAGGAUUUCUGUUGCAUAAUACCUGUGAGGUGUUGACACAGGGUACUUAAAAUAACACCUAAGCAGAAUUUAGAAACAAACGAAAAAGAUACGUUUUAAACGUAAUCGUUAUAUUGUUAUUUUUUUAUUUAAAUGUUCUUUUUAUUCAUAAAUAUGUUAACUGCUUAGUUAAGUUAACAAAACAUUCUGUUUUAGUUUUUAUUUUAUGAAUUUUCUUCGAUGUUGCAGUAAUCUGUUUGGCACGAUGUUUAACUUUCCGAUACAUUAAGUUUUAGAGCCAAAUCACGCCAUAGCGGUUUUUUUUUAAGUUUAAAUAUGCCAUUAUUUAAAACAUUUAUCAUAUGUUUGAUUCAUAUUUAAAGCAUAAUAA
Messenger RNA from Pieris rapae (cabbage white), 4810 nucleotides. It is a transcript of the gene Dp1, whose product is annotated as vigilin. Gene Ontology annotation, cellular component: nucleus; cytoplasm. The coding region runs from base 202 to 3969 and encodes 1255 amino acids. Gene Ontology annotation, molecular function: mRNA binding. The transcript has 18 exons. The record is from RefSeq and is a predicted model, not a curated record. Lineage: Eukaryota; Metazoa; Arthropoda; Insecta; Lepidoptera; Pieridae.